AUGACCAACGCAACUCAUAAGCCCGACUUCUCUGAGCGAGUGGAUCAACUCCGAGAAUACAUCUUUUCCCAGCCCUCCUCCACCUUCGAAAAUAACCCUUUGGCAGUUGCAAAUGCCGUCGAAUCCUUCGCCAAUACAAAGGGCCAGAUGAUGAUUUUCCGUGAUGCAAAGCUUCAGGUAGCAAGGACUCAGCUAGAAGCUCAGACUCCGGCCCCGCGGACGAUCCUAGAAUUCGGCACGUUUGUGGGCAAGUCUGCGCUGGCUUGGGGUGCUAUACUUCGAGAGAUUCACGGGGAGAAAAUUUCUGGAGGGAUUAAUAUGUACACCUUCGAGUUGGAUCCGCAGAUGGUCGCACUCUUCAGAGACUUGAUCAAGCUGGCAGGUCUCGAGAAUGUGGUCCAUGUGCUGGAGGGGCCUGGUUCGGAGUCGCUGAAGAAGUUGCAUGCCGAGGGCAAAGUGACUAGCGUGGACAUGACAUUUUUCGAUCACUGGGAGGAAUUUUAUCUGCCGGAUCUGCAACUCAUUGAAGACUUGGGACUGUUCCAAGUUGGGUCGCUGGCUAUUGCGGAUAAUACGGAUUUCCCCGGUGCGCCGCAGUACUUGAAGUAUGUCAAGGAUGGCGGGCGAGGAACGACGGGCUCGGUGAAAUAUGAGAGCACGUCUUUUGAGACGGCGAGUCGGCCGGGUAGACCAAGCAUUUUUGAGAUCAGUAAGGUUGUGGCCGUUAAGUGA
This is a messenger RNA of Penicillium argentinense, 732 nucleotides long. RefSeq names its product putative O-methyltransferase. The transcript has a single exon. NCBI's taxonomy places the organism in Eukaryota, Fungi, Ascomycota, Eurotiomycetes, Eurotiales, Aspergillaceae. The coding region runs from base 1 to 732 and encodes 243 amino acids. Gene Ontology annotation, molecular function: O-methyltransferase activity. The record is from RefSeq and is a predicted model, not a curated record.